Chironomus riparius is the source of this 1928-nucleotide messenger RNA. NCBI's taxonomy places the organism in Eukaryota, Metazoa, Arthropoda, Insecta, Diptera, Chironomidae. The record is from the annotation of a GenBank genome assembly.
AUUGUUUCCAACUAGCUCUCAUAAUCGACGUGGACUUUUAAUUAUUUAUUUUGCUAUUCCAUCUCGUUGUCAAUAUUAAGUAGAAAAAAACUCGAAUUAGUACAUUUUAACUUUAAGUAACUUAGUGAUAUUAGUAUCUCGAUAUAUUUACCGUGUGAUGUCUCGAAUCUAGUAGUGCUCCAUAGCGCAUCUAGUGAUAUUAAGCCAUUACAAAUGCGAAGAAAAAGGAGAAAAUUAUAAAAUAAUUUUAAAAAAUAGAAAUCAUUUUUUUAACACGUCGACGGAAUUAAUUCAAUUAUGAAUCUACUCAACAUUGACAAUGCAAAGGAACUAUGUAUACCAGCAGCUGCAAUCAUUUCAUCACCAACGAAAUCACCGCAGACGAGUCCCCAUUUCUCACCAAAAGACAAAAUUAAUUUAUGCUUUAAAAUUUUUAAAUUAUUAAGACGAAAUACGAUAUUAAAGCUUUUACUACCAGUAACAUUUGUUAUUCUCCUGGUAAUGCUCCUUAUCGCAUUCAGGAGCUCAACCAAAGUCGUUCUCAUAUGGAUUGAGACACAGAAUUUAUGGACAACUUUCACAAUCUUCAUGUUUUUAUUUACAUUAGUCAGCUUUCCAUUUGCAUUCGGUUAUUUAAUAUUGUUAAUAAGUAGUGGUUAUCUCUUUGGUGCUGUUCGAGGAUUUGUUGUCACGAUUUUGGGUGCAAACUUGGGUGUUGCUAUUGCACAUACGACGAUAAAAAGAAUGCAAAAAAGACUUCCAUUUCAUAGAUUAAUAAAAACAGAAACUGGCCGUGCUAUAUUGAGGGUCAUAUCUGGUCCACGAGCUUUUAAAGUUGUGCUGUUUGCACGUCUAACGCCAAUACCAUUUGGACUGCAGAAUACGAUCUUUGGGAUAAGUUCCGUUAAUUCAUUCGAUUAUCACACGGCAACAUUGUUGGGUCUGAUGCCAGCUCAAGCGAUUAAUGCAUAUCUCGGAUCAAAGUUGCGGUCAAUUCAUGAUGUGAUUAAUGAUAAUCAUACAGCUUUGGCAGGCUACGGAAUGUUUGUUGUUGAGGUCAUAGUCGGUGUCAGCUUGAUGAUAUGGGUCGUGCAUAAAGCGAAAUCAGAACUGGCAGCAGCCCUUCUCGACAGCAUUGACGUGGAUGAAAAAUUGCUGAUUGAAGUUGAUGUCUAAAGACGAUUUUUCUUUGAACAAAAAAAAAACAUCUCUCAUUGAGUUAAUUCGUCAGUCAUUUAUACAAUGUGGAACAAAGAAGAAAAAGGCAGAAAUGGAACUCAUUGGUAUCAGGAUAUUUCAUAAAGUCGUUCAUUAAUUAAGAUAAAGUACCUUUUUUGAUAUAAGCGAGUUAGGGGAACACAAGAAAUGGAAUGGGAGCAUAUUUAGUCACGACUCCUCCAAUUUUUACAAUUUCUAUGCAGAAUUUGAAGUUUGAUGGAUUUAAUCAAUUGAAUGUGGAGUUGACAGGUUAAAUGGUGUUCAUGAUAGCUUCAAAAAAUGGAGUAAAAAGUCGUUGGAAGUUUCAUUGUUGAAAUGAUAAAACCGCAGUGAUUAAUGAGCAUUAAAAUGUUGAGUUUUGAGUUGAUUGUGUUAGGAAUUGUUGAUGUGAUUAGAAUUAAAAUUAUGAAAAAAUUAUCUGAAUAUUUUACUCGAAAUAAAUUUAAGGAUCUGAAAGAAUAUGUUACCAAUAAAAUUAUAAAACUCAUCUUUUUUCAAGCUUGAAUGGCUAAAAAGCAAGAUCAGUAGGUGAGGGGUUGGAGUGGACACGGCUUAGCCUUAAUUAGGCUAUUACCACUUCAGCUUCGUGUCAUCUUUUCGGAUAAAUAUACCAUCCACGACAUCAAUGACCCAUUAAAUCCAAUCAUCCUUCUUGCUCUGCCAUUAAUUUUUACUAUGAUGCAAUUUUUCUGAGAAAAAAAAAUAUGUCA